Messenger RNA from Coregonus clupeaformis (lake whitefish), 3190 nucleotides. RefSeq names its product netrin-4. Bases 402 to 2279 code for a protein of 625 amino acids. Gene Ontology annotation, molecular function: protein binding. Gene Ontology annotation, cellular component: laminin trimer. The record is from RefSeq and is a predicted model, not a curated record. The transcript has 10 exons. NCBI's taxonomy places the organism in Eukaryota, Metazoa, Chordata, Actinopteri, Salmoniformes, Salmonidae. Gene Ontology annotation, biological process: basement membrane assembly; cell migration; substrate adhesion-dependent cell spreading.
UCAGUAUUCCAUAGUAGAUUCACAGUAUAUCUUCAGGCUAUUAGCAAGCAAAUCAACUGUAAGGUAGAAGGUCCCGACGAAUACGAGAGAACGCAGAUCAGUCCUGGCUUUUGCAGAAGUAAAUGCGGCAUAAUGGAAUACUUUUCCCUGGGUGUCUGAACCGGCUGUGUUGUCAAACUGGGGUCUUUGUUCUUCUUUGAUCAUAUCUGAUUGUUGUUGAAAGGGAAAGUAUAGCCUACAUUGGCUUUGAACCUUGGCUUUACAUUCGCGGAGGAAAUUUUGCAUCUAUUUGCCACUUGUAAAACUCAAACGAGCUGUCGCGUUGCCUAUUCACAGGGCUGCUCUCGAGUUCUCUCAUUGGCUAACCUCUUCUUGGUAACACUUGCUCUUGGGUCGGAACUAUGAUGUGGACUUUGUUUGCUGUUUUUACCUGCACUGGACUAUCUGGUAUUCUUGCAGAUGUGGGUCGUGUAGGGGGUGUAGCCCCUCACUGUGAGAGCCAGGCGUGUAACCCCCGAAUGGGCAAUCUGGUGCUAGGCCGCAGGGUCCUGACCCAGACCGUAUGUGGCUACAAGGGCACCGAGCCCUACUGCUCCUACUCUGACCCCUCCUCCUCCAGAGAGCCCUGCCCCCCGGCCAGGUGUGGGGAGUGUAACGCGGCCCUCCCCCUGCAGGCCCACCUGGCUGCAGCCAUGGCCGACUCCUCCUUCCGCCACCCCAACACCUGGUGGCAGUCGGCGGGGGAAGCGGAGUCUGAGACUCUGCAGCUGGAUCUGGAGGCGGAGUUCAUCUUCACCCACCUGAUCAUGGUGUUCCGCUCGCCCCGCCCCACCGCCAUGACACUGGAGCGCUCGCAGGACUUCGGGCAGACCUGGAAGACAUUGCAGUACUACGCCAGGAACUGUAGCGCUACCUUUGGACUGGAGGAGGGAAAGGCAGAGCUGGACAGGGCCCCCUGCACCUCCAAAUACUCUGGAGCUUACCCCUGUACCAGGGGAGAGGUGAUCUACCGUGCCCUCCCCCAAUGGGAAUCUCUUGACCCGUAUGGGGCGUCAGGCCAGGAGCAGCUGAGGGUGACCAACGUGCGCAUACGUCUGCUGGAGCGCCAAUCCUGUCCCUGCCAGGCCAAAGAUCCCACCGCUGGAGCCCCGCCCACCCAGCACUUCGCCAUCUAUGACCUCAUCGUGAAGGGCAGCUGCUUCUGCAAUGGGCACGCUGAGCAGUGUGUCCCUGCGCCCGGCUACCGGCCUGUCAGGGACAGAACCAACCACGUGGUUCAUGGGAUGUGUGUGUGUAGACACAACACUGCAGGUGUUCACUGUGAGCGUUGCGCUCCGCUCUACAACGACCGACCCUGGCAACCUGCGGACGGACUGACAGGGGCUCCACACGAGUGCAGGAAGUGUAAGUGUAACGGGCAUGCCCAGAGCUGCAGUUUUGAUUGGUUGGUGUGGCGGGAGUCCAGCCAGCGCAGCGGAGGUGUGUGUGAGUGUCUACACAACACAGAGGGACACAACUGUCAGAGCUGUAAGACUGGCUUCUACAGAGACCCCCAGAGACCCCACACGGCCCAGGACUUCUGUAAACCAUGUGGCUGCCACCCCCUGGGUUCAAUACCCUUCCACCCAGGCGGGAGGUCUCCCUGUGACCCUACCAAUGGAGACUGUGUCUGCAAGCCCGGCGUGGGAGGUUCCCACUGCGACAGGUGCAUGGUGGGAUACUGGGGUUUCCAUGACUACGGCUGCCGUCCGUGCGACUGUGCAGGAGACUGCGACCCCUUCACGGGAUACUGCAUGUCUGGGUCAGAUCUGGACCUGUAUAAUCUGGAGGGUAACUCCAGUGAGCCGGUGAGGAUCUUUAGGGCAGACGAGCUCUUUUCCGCUCUACACUACUCAGAGAAAUGUGAGUGUAAGGAGCAGGUCCUGGCCAACAGCAAACUCUUCUGCACCAUGAAGUUUGCCUAUGUGUUGAAGGUUAAGAUCCUGUCAGCCCAUGAUAAGGGCUCCCAUGCUGAGUUGGAGGUGAAGGUUCAGAAGGUGUUGAGUCAGAACACUAAGGUGAAGAUCCAGAAAGGACGAGUCACUCUCUACCCAGAGUCCUGGACCGCACGGGGCUGCACCUGUCCCAUCCUCAACCCAGGUGGGGAGUACUUGGUGGCGGGCCAUGCAGACAGGAAGCAGAACCGUCUUAUCGUCAACAUGAAGAGCUUCGUCAAGCCCUGGAGAGCCAGCCUUGGACGCAAGGUCCUCACACUAAUGAAGAAAGACUGCACCUGGUGAACAGACUGGAGGAAACUGGGAGAUGGACAUACUGACAGAGCGAGAGAGAGAGCGAGAGAGCGAGAGAGCGAGAGAGCGAGAGAGAGAGAGAGAGAGAGAGAGGAAUUUGUUUUUACCUUCUCUGGAGGGGGAGUGGUCUUAUGGAGGUGGUGACUAAACAGACUAUAAACCCCGCCCCUAUCUGCCCUGGGACAAUAAGAGUGUGAGGCUGGCAGAGAGAACAUACAGACUCUAUGAGCCUCUGUUUGAGUGACAGUUCGGCCCCCUCUUCCACGCACACAUACACACCCAGUCACUCCCUCUUUGUAGCACUUUAUCCCAGGGCAGAAGGGCCAAUGGGAUCAUGGGUCAAGACAUGUUGACCUCAAGACUGGACAACAGAAGGACACAUUUGACCCCUUGUGACCCCUGUAGGAAAGCCCCAGCUUGUGGUGGAUGGUGACCUGUGCCUCUUUCCCCGAUGUGUUCUGUUACAACAAACUGUCUGUCAAGCUGUGUAACAGAUACAGAUGUGUACAAGCACACAGAAUGAUGUUGAAUAAGCCAUACAUGCCACUACAGGUGGUUGUGUCCAGGUGUGUUUGCGAAUGUGUAUGUGUGUUGUGAUCUCUCUGUGAAUGAUUUAGUGUGUGUGUGUUUUGUAUGUGUGUGGCUGCGUGUCUGAUGAGCCCAAAUCCAUCCAGCUUCAGUCCAACUGAUCCGUUUUUGACUCCGAAAUUUGGGCAGGAUAGAUGUAGCUUCUCUUUUGGAGGGGUUCCUGAUCAAAACAGUCAUAUCACAACAAUAUCCCAAUGUGUAAUAUUGCUGUGACCUACAGAGCCCUGAAUUCAUCUCUAUUCCUUCCUAUGUCUGGUCCUGUACAGUAUUACUUGUAUAUAUCUAUAGAAAUAUGAUGAUGUCCUCUCUCUUUA